CCUCUCUCUGUUUCUGCUCUGGCUGCUUUUUUUCUGUCGAUAUUAUCGAGCAUAUACUGCAUCCAUUAUCUCUCAGUCUUACCCUUCCUAUUUUCCAGGACUGCCACUCAUCUGCUCUCAAUGAAGGGUCAGCCAUGAAGGUUGGGCGGUUCAAGUAAUAGCGAAGGCAUGGAGAGAACACGGGUCGCCAAGGUUGACGAUGUGACCUUGGCGCGUCGUGGUGAACAAGUCGUUGGCACCCUCCACCUCACCCCUCACCAUAUCAUCUUCUCCCACGUACCUCCGACUCCCACCAACGCGCCAGCUCAAAACCCUCCCCCAAAACCUAGGGAGCUUUGGAUCACCUAUCCGAUAAUAUCCUUCUGCACCUACCGCCCAACCCCUGCGGUUUCCCGCCAGCCUUCGUCAAUCCGCCUGCGAUGUCGAGAUUUUGCGUUCGUAUGCCUAUAUUUCGCCAGUGAAACCAAGGCGCGUGAGGUAUAUGAAAGCAUCAAGGCGUGGACAUGCAAGGUGGGCCGAAUUGAUAAACUUUAUGCAUUUGCCUACCAGCCGCCUCCCCCCGAGCGUGAGCACAACGGGUGGGAGCUGUACGACCCUCGCAAAGAGUGGGCCAGGCAAGGAGUGGACCGGGAUGGCCAUGGGUGGCGUCUAUCUCAGAUAAAUACGGACUAUGGGUUUUCCCCGACAUACCCUGCGAUUUUCCCCAUUCCUUCCGCCAUUUCCGACAAUACGCUCAAUUAUGCGGGACGCUAUCGCUCGAGAGCAAGAGUCCCCGUCUUGACAUAUCUUCAUCCUAUCAACAAUUGCUCGAUCACCCGAAGUUCGCAGCCUCUGGUGGGCGUGCGUCAGAACCGGAGCAUUCAGGAUGAGAAGCUAUUAGCCGCGAUUUUCUCAACUUCUCGCUCGGAGCGACCGCUAGCAGGAGUUACUCCGCCGCAGCUGGAAAGCGAAUCGUCCAGUUCGACGCAAGGUGAAAUGUCAAAUAGCCAGACGGGGAUUACUCUAACCAACGCAGAGGAGCUGGAAGACGAGAUGUUGACAUCGUUCCAAGGUGACGUCGAGGAAAAGAAACCUCAUGUGUAUGGGGCUCAGCAAAAUAACUUGAUUGUCGACGCUCGACCAACUGUCAACGCCUUUGCUAUGCAAGCCGUGGGUCUUGGCUCGGAAAACAUGGACAACUAUAAGUUCGCGACGAAAGCGUAUCUCGGGAUCGACAAUAUCCAUGUCAUGAGGGACUCCUUGAACAAGGUGGUUGAUGCGCUGAAGGAGUCUGAUGUUACGCCUUUAGGACCAAAUAAAGACCUUCUUGCGCGCAGUGGAUGGCUGAAGCAUAUUUCUGGCAUUUUAGACGGCGCGGGCUUGAUCGCUCGUCAGGUUGGACUUCAACAUUCGCAUGUGUUGAUUCAUUGCUCCGAUGGAUGGGACCGAACCAGUCAAUUAAGUGCCUUGAGUCAAAUAUGUCUGGAUCCUUACUAUCGGACCAUGGAAGGAUUCAUGGUGUUGGUUGAAAAGGACUGGCUUUCCUUCGGACACAUGUUCCGGCAUCGAUCUGGUCACCUGAAUAGCGACAAAUGGUUUCAGAUCGAGAAUGAAAGAAUCGGGGGCGACCCCAACCGCGGAUUCGGUGAAGCCGGAGGGGCUGGAAAGGCUAUUGAGAACGCUUUCCUUAGCGCCAAAGGCUUUUUUAAUCGGGACAAUACUAGUCGUGAUUCGCUUCCUGACUCAGAGGGAGAGAUGCAAAGCUAUGACUCUGAUAAUCCCGGCCUUAAGAAACCCAGCCCACCCAGGUCGUCUGGCCCCGAGAAAGAAGUGACGAAGGUGAAGGAGACAAGCCCCGUUUUCCAUCAGUUCCUGGAUGCGACGUAUCAACUCUUGCACCAAUACCCUACACGUUUCGAGUUCAAUGAACGGUUUCUGCGGCGGCUACUCUACCACCUCUACUCGUGCCAAUUUGGCACUUUCCUCUUUAACAGCGAAAAAGAGCGGGUGGAAUGGAAAGCAAAAGAGCGGACUCGAAGCGUGUGGGAUUAUUUCCUCGCUCGUAGGGAACAAUUCCUCAACCCGCAGUACGAUCCUGUCGUGGACGACCACAAGCGCGGCAAGGAGCGCCUGAUUUUCCCUCAGCUGACCGAGGUCAAAUGGUGGAGCGAGGCGUUUGGCCGGACCGAUGCGGAAAUGAAUGGCGUUCGUUCAACCAGUGCUACUGUGCCCAUCAGCCGCGAUGCCUCCCGCUCCAGGACACCAGUCUUGACCGGCGUUGAGACGUCUCAGAACUCCGUUGGAACCGGCGCACCGGGCAGAGAGUCCCCCAAGGCUGUCGCAACCGAGAUGGAUGCUGUAACCUCGGGAGUGUCGGAUUUGGCUUUCUCGAAGAGCAAAGAAAAUGGCCAAAGUUCCCGGACCAUCAGUCAGAUGGAAGUUGAGAUGCAAUGAGAAACCCAACUCUUUAGUUAAAACACUCUGGACGGGACUAACGAUGUCGAUGUAUCUAUGAUAACGGUCGGCCGCCACUGGACUGGACUAGAGCGGUCUAGAGCUGUGAUGAAUGUGCAUGUCUGAG
Aspergillus steynii IBT 23096 is the source of this 2560-nucleotide messenger RNA. Its product is annotated as phosphatidylinositol-3-phosphatase YMR1. Gene Ontology annotation, biological process: dephosphorylation. Bases 169 to 2433 code for a protein of 754 amino acids. The record is from RefSeq and is a predicted model, not a curated record. Gene Ontology annotation, molecular function: phosphatase activity. The transcript has 3 exons. NCBI's taxonomy places the organism in Eukaryota, Fungi, Ascomycota, Eurotiomycetes, Eurotiales, Aspergillaceae.